Messenger RNA from Sphaeroforma arctica JP610, 1551 nucleotides. RefSeq lists its product as hypothetical. The record is from RefSeq and is a predicted model, not a curated record. The transcript is spliced from 6 exons. Gene Ontology annotation, molecular function: protein binding. NCBI's taxonomy places the organism in Eukaryota, Ichthyosporea, Ichthyophonida. Bases 120 to 1154 code for a protein of 344 amino acids.
CACGAAAGAGUGCAUACUGCGUACAGAAGACAAAUACAGCCUUCUAACGCACAAGGUAUAUUAACUUGAGUAUACUACUAUUUUACGCACGGUGCAACUGUCCAUUUUAUGUUCGUUGAAUGUCAGUACAGAUCACAAAACGGCCUCGAUUAGAGUAUGAACAUCCACCAAUUAAAAUCAACUCUGGUGUGAGCAUAGAACAAGAGAAGCAAUCGAAAGGUAAUGCACAGAUGUCUCUCAACGUGGCAUUCGUAGGCGGCAGUAAGGCGGGCUUGCCAGCGGUGAAGGAUUGCUGUUCACUGAUGAUUCAGACAGGUGAUCAUGCCGAUUCCGAUAGAUGGGGUGCGCUGGAGGAUAUGCCACAGCUAGCUUACGAGCGUACCUACCACAGUGCUGGGAUAGCAGGCGAGUGCAUAGUUGCAUGUGGUGGGUACAAACGCUUUCCGGAGAAGAUGCUUUGCAAAGCCGAGAUGCUGCGCCCUGGAGACUCUACGUGGUUGCCAAUCGCUGACUUGCCAGAGAACCGCUGUGGACAUGGCGCGGGACACCUCAACAACCAAUACGUCGCCGUCAGUGGUUACGGAUGCAAAAACUCACUGCAGUACAGUGCCAAGACAGACGAAUGGCUCCCGCUACCGGCCCUAAAAUCAGAACGGUACCGUGUAGGUGUGGCUAGUGUAGGUGACCAUACGUUGUAUGCCAUAGGGGGGUGGUGCGCUGAGAUAGGGUCCGUACAGAGUACGGCCCUGCUGGACAGCCGGACGGACAGUUGGACGAAGGUCGCCGCUAUGGAGACAGCGAGGCAUGGCUUUGCAACCGCAUACUGUGAUAGGUCGCAGCAAAUCUACACCAUCGGCGGUGUGCUUGGCACUGGGGCAACUUCGGAUGCGGUGGAGAGAUACGAUAUAAGAGCAGACACAUGGGAGACACUCCCCUCAUUACCUGAGGGAAUCAAUGGGGCUCUGGCAGUUAGUAUAUAUAAGUCGGGCGCAACUGGCGCUGAUGUUUAUGUGUUUGGUGGUGCCAAACAAGACAAGACCAUAAUGGAGGAGGUGCGCGUGUACGACUCAACGACCAAUGAGUGGGGCAGUACGAAGGGUCCCGCUGACCUUGCCGCUUGCAAGAAUUCGCAGUUGGUGAUCUUAGCCAAGUAGCUGACUGUGUUGAGCCCCCCAAACAGCACAGUGUGUGUACCUCAGAGGAGUGUGUACUUUCGUGAGCACCGCAGAUGUAGCAAUGGUUUAUAGCUCGGCUAUGAAUGCUUCCAGAUUGUAGUACGAGGCCAUUCCAUUGACUUGAUCUAGCGCCUCAACCAGGUCACACGCGUACACAAUCUUCAGUUGUGCUCUCCCUUGCUGUUCGGAUAAUCAUCCACUGCACGACCAAAAGGGAGUCGCUAAGCAGAUCUCUGACACACAGAUGGUACGCCACAAAUUUAGUAAUGGUUCAUGCCUAAGCAAGUGGACAGGUACAUAGAAUGCCAGACACGCCACUGCUUCUCGUGCAUCGAAUAAAGAGAACUCGUAGUUGACACUAGCACCCUAGAGACUG